Messenger RNA from Nicotiana attenuata, 1023 nucleotides. RefSeq lists its product as uncharacterized. The record is from RefSeq and is a predicted model, not a curated record. The coding region runs from base 1 to 1023 and encodes 340 amino acids. The transcript has a single exon. NCBI's taxonomy places the organism in Eukaryota, Viridiplantae, Streptophyta, Magnoliopsida, Solanales, Solanaceae.
AUGGGUGGAGACUUCAAUGAAGUCUUGAAAGCUAGGGACAAAUUUGGGGGCAACCCCAUCAAACCAAAUAGGAGCAACCUAUUUUGGAAUUGUGUCAAUAGCUGCCAACUUGUAGACCUAGGAUUCAAGGGUAGCAAGUACACUUGGUCCAACAAGCGUUACAAAAAUAGGUCUUGCCUCAUCCUAGAAAGGAUUGAUAGGUGUUUUGCCAAUAACCACUGGGUACAUGAAUACCCCGAGGCAAGCAUUACUCACCUUGCAAGGACCUACUCUGACCACUGUCCUUUGCUAGUAAAGCUCAACAAUAACACACAUCUGGCCUCCACCAACCCAUUCCGGUUCGAAUCCAUGUGGUGCAACCACCCAAUGUUCCAAACACUCAUCAGGGAUUCCUUCCCACCUCACUCUACUCUGAUCCCUUCCACCACUAGAUUCAAAGAAAAUGUUACCAGUUGGAACAAAACAACCUUUGGCAACAUUUUGCACAAAAAAAAGACUCUUCUUGCCAGGAUAGCUGGGAUUCAGAAAUCUCCUAGCUAUCAAACUAGCAUCUUCCUCCAAAAUCUGAAGACCAGCCUUAUAGAAGAGCUUGAUUCAGUCCUCAAAAAUGAGGAAGAUUUCUGGAAGCUGAAAGUCAGAAUUAACUGGCUCUCUGAUGGUAAUGCCAAUAUUAGAUUCUUUCACACAUCCACCCUUAACCGGAGAAGGAGAAACGGAAUUCUAUACCUUAAGGGGGAAUCAAGGCACUGGCAUUAUGAACCACAGGAAAUAAAAGAUUCAAUAACAAAUUUCUUCCAGAAGCUCUACUCCACAUACAUUACUCAAUCCCAAAGGAAAACCACCACUCAGAGCCCUAGGGACCCUCCCUUUAUGAAAUCCAAAAAUCCUCUAUGGCAAUGCCCCUCAGAGAUAGUGAAAUCAAGAAUGCCAUCUUCUCAUUCAAGUCUUUCAAAGCUCCAGGCCCUGAUGGCUUACACCCUUUCUUCUACUAGAAAUACUGGGACAUUGUGGGAAAGGAUGUGA